Molecule: messenger RNA, 2280 nt
Organism: Pneumocystis carinii B80
Lineage: Eukaryota; Fungi; Ascomycota; Pneumocystomycetes; Pneumocystales; Pneumocystaceae
Exons: 4
Coding region: 46-2280 (744 amino acids)
Source: RefSeq, a predicted model, not a curated record
GUAUUAUUGAAAUCUAUCGAGAUAGGUUGCUUUUUUAUACCAAGUAUGUCGCUGCGAAAGCACGACUUGCAGCGAAGACAAAGUGAAUAUUCACUUCGAGCAAGUUAUCUAAAACCAGUUUUUUGUGUUGUUUGUUACCGGCCGAUUGAUGCACUUUCAUCACCUUAUGAUCCAGGAUGUGGACAUAUUGGACAUGAAGAUUGCUUUAGACAGAAAACAAAUUGUCCCAAAUGUUUGGGUCCAGUUAAUAUGAUUACGGCCCUUCAGACUAAAAAACCAGAAAAUAAGCUUCAAAGAUUAUUUAGUAGUGCUAGACAAAAGAGCAUGUUUUUUAGAAAUUCUACUAUCCCUUUGGAGCAAAAUCAUGUAUAUAAAUCAGGACAAAAUGAAUGUUUAUCUCGGAAAAUUUCUGAAAUUCCAUCUCAUCCAGCAAUUUUUGGUAUUGAUUUUGAAAUUCAUACGGAUUAUGAUAUUAUUCAUAAAAGCGAAGGAGAAAUAAUAAUGUAUAUCAAUAUAUUAUCGCAAUAUCAGGAUACGAUUGAUCUACCCUGUAUAUAUUCACUUGAUGUUGCUGUUUGUCUAGAUAUGUCGGAGUCAAUGGCCUAUGGAAAUAAGCUUAACGUUGUAAAAGAAAUUAUAUUUACGCUUCUUUAUGAUCUUCAACCUACUGACAGAAUGUGUAUAUUAACAACUCUUCCUGAUGAUAAAAAUAAAAUUUUUGCUCUUCAUACAUGUGAUAAUCUUCAUAAAGCAGCUGUUCAAGCCAAUUUAGGUGAAAGAUUAAAAGAAAUGAAGGGUGUUCAUAGUUGUUAUUCUGAUGAUGGAAUCAGUAAAGCCCUUGAUAUCCUAACAAAAAAUAAAAGAAAUGGAAGAUUAGGACAUAUUAUUGUUAUAUCUGAUGGAUGUGAAGUAUCUGUAUCAAAUGAUAAAGUAAAUCAUAUUUCUUCUCAAGCUAAACGACAUAAUAUUACAAUACAUUCAUUUGGAAUAGGUCCUUGUCCAAAUCCAACUUAUUUGCGUCAUUUAACAAGUCUUGGUGCAGAAGGUGGUUGUUAUAUUCGUGUUGAUGAAAUUAGAAAGGUUAAAAACUUUUUAAAAUUAUGUGCUGCCGGUUCUUGUAUGGCUAGCUUAUCUAAUGUUAAAAUCAAUGUUACUGGUUUAGAAGGUGUAGGUAUUUGUGAUAUAAGAGGCGAUAAAAAUGUAUACUAUGAUGCCGACAGUGUUUACAAACAUGAUAAUAAACUUGAGUUGAUCAUUGGAAACUUUACGCCAUUAGAAGAACGCUGUUUUUUCAUUACAUUAAGUGUACCUUCCGUUUCAGAUCUUCCUGAUGUUGAUCCAUUCAUCGUUUCAACAAAAGCACUUGCUUCUGAACUUGAAAGUAUAAUAAAGACAUUUCCUGCUAACAUUGCUUCUUGUAAAAUAUCUUACAAUCAUCCUUGCUUUCCACCUUCUACUAUAUUACGUUUAAACACAAAAUAUGCUACAAUUAAACGUUCUGACACCUUGGAUGAGUCUCAAGAUACUUCUCAAAAAAAUCGUAAUCGUAUCGUUCUUUUGGCUCUCAUACGUCAAUAUGCAUUACAAGGAAUAAUUCAUUCUCAUGAAAUGAUCAAUAGAGGACGUGUUAAAGCCGCUGGAAGUCUAAUUAAUGUUGCUCUCGGUAAAAUAGAAGAUGCUGUCAUCGACGAAGUAUGGAGACCUGAUGAAAUUAAUGAACUUAAAGAUGAACUUCGCUUCCAAAGAUCAAGAAUACACUCUAGAACAGUUUCUGUAACCCCUAGAAGAACAUAUACUUGUAUGUCUCCCUCUAUUCAUGAAAGAUCUACAAAAAUUCAACCAUUACGCACUUCUCCUAAAGUCUCUCCUACUUCUGUUUCAAAAGAACUAUGGAAAUGUCCUUCUAGGAUUCAAGACCCUCUUAUAGAAACACAAUCCACUCCUCACAAAUCUAUCCUCAAAGAUCAUCCUACAAAUACCGUAAUCACCCCCGAUACUCCAAAAUCUCAGAGAAGUUUGUCUCUUGCAAGAACUCGUUCUCAUAUCACAAAAACUACCACAACUAUCGAAUAUUCUACAAAUCUCUCCCAUCUAAAAGACGGUCGGCGAUCAAGAAGACGUAGUUUAGACCCUCUUUUCCUCAGAGAAUCCAGCAGUUAUAGCUCAGUCACUCUUCCACAACAAAAUACUCAAUUUCAUCACAGAAAAGAAAGCUGGCAAGCUGACGACGAAGCAAAACGUAUUUGGAGAGAAUUAAAAAGAGAAAUGAGGGCUUCAUAG